UAACUUAAGGAUUCUUUGGAAGUACCGUAUUCAGAUUCAAAUACUGUUUGUUAAGGUUCCAUUAUAUGCAGGACACUAUACUGAGGAAAAUUGCAUACAGUAUUUAAUUCUCAUAGCUCUAUGCAAUAGAUAUCAUAACCUCUUGUUUCUAAUUAAAAAACUGAAGCAUGAUCAAUUCAAAGUCAGACACCUAGAAUAUGACAAAACUAAGAUUUGGGCCCAGAUCAAGUGCUCUUUGUACAAAUUGCCUUCUGAAGCUUACAGUAUAAAUAGGACUGAGGAAAGAAAAAGAGUAACUGGCACGUGGCUCCUCCAUUUUUUUCUGAAGUUAUUUAGCCCCACUCCCACUCCAGCUCCUCUGUGACCCAUAAAUCCUGUGCCUCCUCAGACAAAGGGAGUGUCAGUCAUAGCAGUUCUUCAGGACAUUACCAUGGUUACCAAACAGAGUCCAGUGCUCCAGCCUGUUCAUUCCAGAAGAGGACAGGGAGGACGUGAGAUGGCCUUCUUCAACUUAUAUCUACUGGGAUAUCAAAAUUCCAUUCGGAACAAGAAGAGGGACAUAACUGAAGAAACAAACCAGAAGGAAUCAGUGCCCACGAGGCUUCCCCCUAUUAUCUCAGAAGAUGGGAAUUAUUCUGUGCACCAGAAUAGCCACACAAGGUACCACGAAGCUGUACGGAAGGUGUCGUUAAAGACAUUCCCCAACCAGGUCUUCAGAGUCCCUCUGACUGAUGCUCAGAACUUCAGCUUCUGGCGGUCCCACACUCCAGGAGUGCGCCCAGAGGAAGCCAUGCCGUGGAUCCGGAGCCCCCGCCACUGCCUCAUUAAAAGCCCAAUGACCAGGUUUAUGGAUCACUCCAUUCUCAACGACAGAAACUUCAGUCCGUAUUGA
Molecule: messenger RNA, 892 nt
Organism: Vicugna pacos (alpaca)
Lineage: Eukaryota; Metazoa; Chordata; Mammalia; Artiodactyla; Camelidae
Gene: SPMIP11
Product: sperm microtubule inner protein 11
Source: RefSeq, a predicted model, not a curated record